Colossoma macropomum (tambaqui) is the source of this 3682-nucleotide messenger RNA. RefSeq names its product zgc:123305. Gene Ontology annotation, molecular function: phosphatidate phosphatase activity; transcription coactivator activity. NCBI's taxonomy places the organism in Eukaryota, Metazoa, Chordata, Actinopteri, Characiformes, Serrasalmidae. The transcript is spliced from 20 exons. Gene Ontology annotation, biological process: positive regulation of transcription by RNA polymerase II; cellular response to insulin stimulus; triglyceride biosynthetic process. Gene Ontology annotation, cellular component: nucleus. The record is from RefSeq and is a predicted model, not a curated record. The coding region runs from base 101 to 3265 and encodes 1054 amino acids.
GAAUCCAAAGGUUGAUACUGCAUUUACGUUAAGCGCCUAAAGCAUCACAGGUGGCUUUGACGCUUCAGAAGAUUGAGCCAGCAAAAGGAAUUCCCAGACCAUGAACUACGUGGGGCAGUUAGCGGAGACAGUCUUUGUAACAGUAAAGGAGCUUUAUCGUGGCUUGAACCCUGCCACGCUCACUGGUGGCAUUGAUGUCAUUGUCGUGCGGCAGCCAGAUGGCAGCCUCCAGUGCUCACCUUUCCAUGUGCGCUUUGGAAAAUUGGGAGUCCUGCGCUCCAAGGAGAAAGUGGUGGAUAUUGAAAUCAAUGGUGAGCCGAUUGACAUGCACAUGAAACUGGGGGACAAUGGAGAGGCAUUCUUCGUGGAAGAGAAUGAAAACCUGGAGGCUGCAGUGCCGGCACACCUCUGCACCUCACCCAUCCCCACUGAAGUUCCAGAAAUUUCCGAGGUGGCCGAGUCUCCCUCCAGCACCACCUCGUCUUCCUCCAACCGGCGGAAAAAACGACGGAGAAAACGAGCUCGUUCUGACGCACACCUGCAUGAGGAUGGCAGCUCAUCCUCAGAGGAGAAAGAGACUCCAGAGCAGGACAUCCUCAAUGAGGAGUCUUUGUCGCUCUUGUUGGCAAGUAAGUCUGUGUACUACUCUCUUUCUGAGGAGCCGAGUGAGGAGCUGACUGGAGGUCAGACCAGAGUGUCACACCCACACUCUGAUGGAGAGUGCUCUCCAAAUGAGAGUGUGUUCUUCAGUCGGCCGUCGUCUCCUAAGAGUGACUCAGAGUUGUUGGUGAAGCCGCAGGAGACGUCAGGGCCUCAGAUGCAGUGGAACUGGGGUGGUUUUCCAAAGGUGUGUCAGGCAGAACAGCCCCGCACUCCCUCCUCCCCGUCCAUCCCUUCUGACCACUCCUACUUCCGCACCAUUCAGCGCCAGGCCUCAUUCGAUACAGAGCCCUGCUUGGAAACGGAAACGGUAACCGUGGUGAGGCCGGAACCUUGGACUUUUGUAACAGAGCCCUGUCCAUCAGAUAACCUACCUAGAGUUUCACACUCCACCCCAAAUAAUACCUCAGGACCUUCCUCACCCACACACCAGACUUCCCCACUCAUGCUGCCUCUGGUGGAGACACUACAGCCUGUGGACAGUUCUGACCAGCCGCUGGUGUCAGAGCUGGACAGACAGGACACCAAUAAUGCCAUGACUAAUUGCACAGCUAAUCCAGUUAGCACAUGUAACACAGACUCUGAUGAUAGAAUGGCUAAUUCAGUUAACUCUGCCAAUACCACUAGCUAUGCUAAUACUUCUAGCUUAAGCCACAUAACUCACACCAUUAGCACAAACACGAGUACUAACGCUGUCGUUUCAGAUUGCCCUGGCAGCCAACUAAACCGCGUUGUCAAAAUUAGCCUAGCUGCUACUGCUGGCUCAGUGGCUGGAGUUAGUGUGGGUGCAUCAGAAACAUUAGCAACAUCGGUCAGCACAAUCACUGCCUUUUCUGAGACUGCUCACCAGAGCACAACAGAAAGGGCAGUAUACAUGGAGAGAGACAGUGGCAUUGAACCUUUCGCAGAAGGACUUGCUGAAGAAGACGGAGAAGUGAGCACGGAAAGCCCUCCAACCAUGCGGGAUGCAGAGAGUGCUGAAGUGGCACGUCCUUUGGAAUCAGUCAUCCAGUUAGAGGAGCAUCCAGGCUUUUCCCAGCCUCCAUCUAAAGCAGUGGAAUUGCAGGAUAAGAAAAAGGGCAAGCGCAGUCAGCAUUUGGGACCAGCAGAUAUUUACUUAGAUGACUUGUCCAAUCUCGACCCUGAGAUGGUUGCACUUUAUUUUCCCAAAAGUGACAGUGAAUCAGCCUCACGUUCUGGCGCUGAGCUCAGUUCUAUCCAUCCACCCAGAGUCUCCCCACAGUCUGGCCAGCAGUCUCCUCAGUCACUGGGCAGUGGCAAUGUGGACAGUGGGACAGAGUACCUUUCAGAUUCCACCACUGACUCACUGGACGUCACCAUGUCUCUGUGCGGGACAGAGGGCCACUCCAGGCAGAUCAACAAAGAGAAGUUUAUGGCGCAUAUUGUCAAGUAUCAAGACCUCGUCAGCAAUCCUGGAAUUAUUGAUGAUCCAAACCUCGUCAUUUGCAUCAACUCAAACUAUUACAACUGGGCUGUUGCCGCGCCAAUGAUUCUGUCUAUGCAAGCUUUCCAGAAGAAUUUGCCAAAGAGCACAAUUGAACAGCUGAUUAAGGAUAAGAUGCCUAAGAAGUCUGGCCGCUGGUGGUUUUCAUGGAGAAGGAGAGACAUGAACAGUAAUCAGCCAAGUUCAAAGCCUGACUCAAACGGAAACCAACCAGAGACAUCUUCUGCACGUCCAGUUCCACCCUUACUCAAGGACCACUCUAGUCAGCUGUCCAGUGAUGAUGAUGGUACUGACUCUAUAAGGCCGAAGACUAUAGCUGAAUCCAUGACUACUGCACAGUGCCUGAGUCAGAUGUACCGCAAAUCACUCCGUCUCACCUCUCAACAGAUAGAGCGCCUGAAUUUGCGUGAGGGAGCCAACAAAAUUGUGUUUAGUGUGACCACUCAGUACCAGGGCACCUGUCGCUGUGAAGCAGCUAUCUACCUGUGGAACUGGGAUGAUAAAGUCAUAAUCUCAGAUAUUGAUGGAACCAUCACAAAGUCAGAUGCUUUGGGUCAUAUUCUUCCACAGUUUGGAAAGGACUGGACACACCAGGGCAUUGCCAAGCUCUACCACAAAAUACAUCAGAAUGGCUACAAGUUUCUGUACUGUUCAGCUCGUGCAAUAGGCAUGGCAGACAUCACUAAGGGCUACUUGCAGUGGGUCAAUGACAAGGGCAUCGUAUUACCUAAAGGGCCUGUCCUUCUCGCUCCUAGCAGCUUAUUCUCAGCAUUACACAGGGAGGUGAUUGAGAAGAAGCCAGAGGUGUUUAAGAUCACAUGCCUGACUGACAUCAGGGACCUGUUCAAUCCACAAAGACAUCCGUUCUACGCUGCCUUCGGCAACAGGAUCAAUGAUGUUUUUGCGUAUAAGAAGGUUGGGGUACCAGAGACUCGUAUCUUCACUGUGAAUCCUAAAGGAGAGCUUAUACAGGAGAACAGCAAAGGCUACAAGUCCUCGUAUUCUCACUUGAGUGAGUUGGUGGAGCAUGUCUUUCCCUUGCUCUGUAAAGGCCGGCCUACAUCCUUUGAUUACCCAGAAUACAGUCAUUUCUCUUUCUGGAGAGAGCCACUACCUGCACUGGACAACUUCUCCCUCUAGAUGUCCACACUUUCUCUGAUUUCUUUCUCUUUUUCAUACUCUAUACCUGUUGCCUGUCUGCUUUAUUAUCAUUGCUAUAACACUAAACCACUGAAUGAACACAUGGGCUCACAAUGCAAAGUAGCGCCUUACACAACGAGCUGUGCAUAGCCUGAAUGAAUUAAACUGUUCUAUCUUUGCUAAUAUGCCAAAAAUGGAAAUGAAAAGGCCAAAGUAUAAGCUGAAGGAAAAAGUGUUCUCUCUUGUCUUUUCAUUAACAUAUAAAAAUAAUCUCUAUAUGGAUCAUUCUACCAAAAUGGUUUAAAGUCAGAGUUCAAAACACAUUUCAGACUUUUAAGUGAUUGAACAAUCCUUUUACUUUGAGUGACCCUGUACCUUAAUUAUGUUUAUUUUAUUAAAAUAAAUGAAUGAACAUUC